Messenger RNA from Oryzias latipes (Japanese medaka), 1237 nucleotides. RefSeq names its product succinate dehydrogenase complex, subunit B, iron sulfur (Ip) (gene sdhb). Gene Ontology annotation, molecular function: 2 iron, 2 sulfur cluster binding; electron transfer activity; oxidoreductase activity. The record is from RefSeq and is a predicted model, not a curated record. NCBI's taxonomy places the organism in Eukaryota, Metazoa, Chordata, Actinopteri, Beloniformes, Adrianichthyidae. Gene Ontology annotation, cellular component: mitochondrial membrane. Gene Ontology annotation, biological process: tricarboxylic acid cycle; respiratory electron transport chain; aerobic respiration.
GCCGCGGUGGAUGCUGGGAAAGCAAGACUCCGGAGGUCAGUCAGUGCUAAAGCGCAGAUGAUCAUGUCGGUUGCGGGAUUGACGUCCUUGAGACGCUGCGGCGUUUUAGUUCUACGCUCCCCUGCGGGUCUGGGGGUGGUGAGAUGUGCCCAGACGGCCGCCGCCCCCGCCGCUCAACCCCGAAUAAAGAAGUUCCAGGUGUACAGGUGGGACCCAGACACCCCAGGGGACAAACCACGCAUGCAGACCUAUGACAUCGACCUCAACGCAUGUGGACCUAUGGUUCUGGACGCACUCAUCAAGAUCAAAAAUGAGAUGGACCCCACCCUGACCUUCCGCCGCUCCUGCAGAGAAGGGAUUUGUGGUUCCUGCGCGAUGAACAUAAACGGGGGAAACACGCUCGCCUGCCUCCAGAGGAUUGACCCCAACCUGAGCAAACCAACCAAAAUCUACCCGCUGCCACACAUGUAUGUGGUUAAAGACCUGGUACCUGAUAUGAGCAACUUCUAUGCCCAAUACAAAUCCAUUGAGCCUUACCUGAAGAAGAAGGAUGAGUCCAGGGAAGGGAAGGAGCAGUACCUGCAGUCUGUGGAGGACAGGCAGAAGCUGGACGGGCUCUAUGAGUGCAUCCUUUGCGCCUGCUGCAGCACCAGCUGUCCGAGCUACUGGUGGAACGGAGACAAAUACCUGGGCCCGGCUGUGCUCAUGCAGGCGUACCGCUGGAUGAUCGACUCCCGGGACGAGUUCACAGAUGAGCGGCUGUCCAAACUGCAGGACCCCUUCUCGCUCUACCGCUGCCACACCAUCAUGAACUGCACCCAGACCUGCCCCAAGGGCCUGAAUCCUGGUAAAGCCAUAGCUGAGAUCAAGAAGAUGAUGGCCACAUAUAAGGAGAGGAAGGAGGCCGCCGCCUGAAACCCGUGUUGUUCUUCCAUGAAAUGACAUGAUUUAAAUUAUAUACUGAUAUCAAGUGUAAAUAAUUGUGGUCUGAUGGGCUGUGUGUGCAUGUGUGUGGAACAAAAUUGACAUAAACGCACAACUCCAGGAUGAAUGGGGAGAGAUUGUCGUAUUAUGUACCAGAACACAGACGUGCUGGUCUCAGCUGUUUGGUGGUUUGGAAAAGUUCAUGUUUGCUUUGCGUGCAAAAUGUUCUCUGCUUUCAGUUCCCAGACCCACAAUAUACAUGCUGCAUACAACUGAUUUUGUUUUAUUUGGAAAUAAAGUCUUUAAAUGCACA